This is a messenger RNA of Xenopus laevis (African clawed frog), 945 nucleotides long. RefSeq names its product olfactory receptor family 1 subfamily S member 1 (gene/pseudogene) L homeolog (gene or1s1.L). Gene Ontology annotation, molecular function: G protein-coupled receptor activity; olfactory receptor activity. Gene Ontology annotation, cellular component: membrane; plasma membrane. Lineage: Eukaryota; Metazoa; Chordata; Amphibia; Anura; Pipidae. The record is from RefSeq and is marked provisional. Gene Ontology annotation, biological process: G protein-coupled receptor signaling pathway; signal transduction; detection of chemical stimulus involved in sensory perception of smell.
AUGCAGGAGAAGAACCAGACGUUGGUCAGUGAAAUUAUUCUCUUGGGAUUUCAGAAUCUCCAGAACAUCAGGAUUUAUUCAUUCUCUUUGUUCCUUCUGAUAUAUAUAAUAACAGUUUGUGAGAAUGUCCUCAUCAUAGUGUUGGUGUCCUCCAGUCGGAACCUCCAGUCCCCCAUGUACUUCUUUCUCCAGCAGUUGGCUUUGUCUGAUCUACUGCAGAUCACAAAUAUUUUACCGAUCUUGCUACAAACUAUAAUUUAUGGUAGAUCCACUUUGUCUCUUGUUGGUUGCAUCACUCAGUUAUAUUUCUUUGGUGCUUCAGAAGCUUGUGAGUUUCUUCUUCUAUCAGUGAUGUCCUUUGACAGAUAUGUGGCCAUCUGCAUACCAUUGCGUUACACUUCUAUAUUGAAUCACCGGGUUUGUUUUAUAUUAAUUUUAAUGUCAUGGGUUCUUGGCUUUGGCAUUGCAGUGGUUACAGCAAAUCUAAUAGGAGCAUUAGAAUUUUGUGACCAAAAUACCAUUAAUCAUUUCUUCUGUGAUUUCUACCCUCUUUUAGAACUUUCCUGCUCAGAUACUUUUUCUCUGCAAUUUGAAGCAUUUUUUUUAUUUGUCCCUAUGGUUUUUCUACCAUUCAUACUUGUCAUUGUAUCUUAUGUGUGUAUUGCCCGUGCAAUCCUAAAGAUAUCUUCCGAUACCGGGAGACAAAAAGCCUUCUCCACCUGCAGCUCCCACAUGACUGUGGUCUCCAUAUUUUAUGGGAAUAUAAUUGCUAUUUACUUGUUUCCCCCUAAAAAACAAUCUUCAACCAUAAACAAAGUUCUCUCUCUGUUGUACACAAUAGUCAUUCCUAUGGUUAACCCGGUAAUUUACAGCUUGAGAAAUAAAGAGAUCAAAGAAGCCCUCAAGGUGAAAGUAAAUCAAUUUUGCAAAUCAGUUAAUAUAUAA